Acaulospora morrowiae is the source of this 428-nucleotide messenger RNA. NCBI's taxonomy places the organism in Eukaryota, Fungi, Glomeromycota, Glomeromycetes, Diversisporales, Acaulosporaceae. The record is from the annotation of a GenBank genome assembly.
GUAAAGGAUUCGGUUCUGGUUCGUCAAGAGAAGAGGCGCCAAGAGCUCUGAAAGGCGCUGGUGUGAAGGUCGUGAUUGCAAAGAGUUACGCGUAUAUUUAUGGUCGCAAUCAGCCAAAUAUGGCACUACUAGGUGUAACGGUAGACGAUGAAGAGUUUUACACACUUGCACAAGAAGGAGUUGAGGUAACAGUUAACGUCAAAGAUCGAAAGGUUAUUUGUGAUGGAAAAGAAUUCAAAUUUGAAUUGUCUGAAAUGGAAGAAAAAUUAAUUGCCGCGGGUGGAGUGACCGAAAUGUAUAAAAAAUAUGGUAUCAAUUUAUUCAGAGUGGCUAUUUCUAGUUCCGAGUCCGGACAAUCGAGUUGCGCCUCUGAGGCUACACUGGAAGACAAAAGUUGUGGAAGUGGUACCAAAGAGUUGGUUUGGUAA